Molecule: messenger RNA, 1695 nt
Organism: Lachnellula hyalina
Lineage: Eukaryota; Fungi; Ascomycota; Leotiomycetes; Helotiales; Lachnaceae
Gene: gox
Product: Glucose oxidase
Exons: 5
Coding region: 1-1695 (564 amino acids)
Molecular function (GO): oxidoreductase activity, acting on CH-OH group of donors; flavin adenine dinucleotide binding
Source: RefSeq, a predicted model, not a curated record
AUGUUCGCAACAUGGUUUCAUCUUCAACUGCUCCUAGUCUUUUCUAUCGGCGUUAUAUGCGAUACUUUUGACUAUAUAAUAGUCGGAGCUGGGACUGCGGGCUUAGUCGUCGCAAAUCGACUAAGUGAAAACCCAAACAUCACCGUCGUAGUCAUGGAGCCCGGCCCAGAUGUCCGCGACUUCCCCGGCGUCCAAGCAGCUUUCCCCCCAGGUGCCAUCAAUGCAUCAAUUGACUGGGCCUAUACCUCUAUUCCCCAACCCAGACUAAGCAACCGGACGUUCCAAUACCACGCAGGAAGAGCAAUCGGAGGAAGUAGUACAAUCAAUGGUUCGUUUCGUCUCUCCAUUACAAAGUAUAUCCGUGGUGACGCAGCACAAUACGAUGCCUGGGAAGCCCUCGGCAACGAAGGUUGGAAUUUCAGCACGCUAUUUCCAAACUUCAAGCUUUCGGAGAACUACACCAUCCCCACCGAUGCCCAAGUAGCAGCAGGAGCAACCUCGAUCGAGGAUUUCCAUGGCCAUAGCGGCAAGACAUCUUGGGAAACGUUAGAUGUACCUGUGAACGAGGACUUGAAUGGUGGUGAUACGCGUGGAUUUGCGUUGUUUCCGUCCACUUUGGAUAGAGAUGCUAAUGUACGCGAGGAUGCUGCUAGAGCAUACUAUCAGCCUGUUGAGGAUAGACCGAAUCUUUCCAUCAUCAAGGGUACAGUGACGAGAAUAACGUGGGGGGAGAGCUGUGACCAACUUCUUGUUGCUGAUGGGGUUGAGUAUAUAGACGCGGCGGGUACCUUGUCUAAAAUCGAGGCUAGUUUGGAGGUGGUUUUAUCUGCUGGAUCUUUCAAGUCUCCUGUUAUCCUUGAGUCUUCUGGAAUUGGAAAUCCCAGAAUCCUAGCCGAGCAUGGAAUCGAGACAGGGGUUGAUUUGCCUGGAGUAGGAGAAUCGAUGCAGAAUCACCAUCCCGCUAGUUUUUCCUUCACCACCACCAACAAUAUCACCGGCCAAGCUCCUUACGUAGCCUAUGCCACGGCCUCUGAUAUCUUCGGCGACAACACGACAGCGGUCGCAGCUUCGAGUAGCUCGCUCCUUGCAAGCUGGGCACAAACAGCGUCAGCCGCCACGGGAGGUGCCUUGAGUCCCGAAGCUCUAGAGACGAGGUAUCGUGUCCUCCAUGACCUGAUCUUCAUCAAGAACGUUACAAUAACAGAACAAUCUUAUGUUGUAGCUACUAGUGGUAGUGUGGUGAGUGCUGGUUUCCGCGUCUCGGAGCCUUUCUCGCUGGGCAGCAUUCAUCUUGGGUUUAAUUCAAGCCAGCCUAUUGUUGAUCCCAAUCCACUGUCUAUUGAUCUCGAUCUGCAGCUUCUCACAGGUGCUGGUCGCUUGACUCAGAAGCUAUGGGCUACGCAGCCAUUACUCGGUACCAUUAUUUCCGAAACAGAGCUGUCUUCCAACGCAACAGAUGACGAAUGGAACACUUUCCUGACAUCUUCACUUAAUACCGCGUACCAUGUCAUCGGAACUUGUGCUAUGCUGCCGCAAGCAUCGGGUGGUGUGGUUGAUCCGAAGUUGAAGGUCUACGGGACUCAGAAUGUCCGCGUUGUCGAUGCUUCGGUUAUUCCUAUCCUGAUGAGUGGCCACUCGGGAGCCGCAGUGUAUGCCGUAGCUGAAAUGGCUUCUGAAAUCAUCAGGGCGGGUUAG